Molecule: messenger RNA, 2134 nt
Organism: Aedes aegypti (yellow fever mosquito)
Lineage: Eukaryota; Metazoa; Arthropoda; Insecta; Diptera; Culicidae
Product: fatty acyl-CoA reductase wat
Exons: 11
Coding region: 396-1913 (505 amino acids)
Biological process (GO): long-chain fatty-acyl-CoA metabolic process
Cellular component (GO): peroxisome
Molecular function (GO): alcohol-forming very long-chain fatty acyl-CoA reductase (NADP+) activity
Source: RefSeq, a predicted model, not a curated record
UUUCAUGUGGUUUAGUUUCAUCGUAAACAUCAUCGUGUAAAGACGUUAUACCUGAGAAUCAAGUACGUACAUCUACGGAGAUCUUUACCCCUUCUCCAGCCUCGACUGCUCGUGUUCAUUAUUGAUCUUUCAACCUAGCGCGAAGAACUCUUUUGUGGCUGUGGUUCUGCUCCAGACGGUUUCAAGCGGUCCAAGACGCAGGUGGUUCAAAACGCGCACGUUUCUCUCGGUAAAGCACCUUGAAGGUUUUCUUCAUCAGUUCGAAGGCAGCAGCAGCAGAAAGGAAGGGAAAAACUGCGCGCCCGUCGUCUGUACAACUAGUUUGGCAAUUGAAAUUGCUUAUUGCAGUUACUACAGGAAGCGAACAGUUGGCUAAAUAACCCGAACAAAAAAAGAUGGAUGUGGACAUUAGCGAGGGAAAGGAUCGCAUCGGACCGAUGUACCGAGAUCGGCACGUGCUGAUCACUGGAGGAACUGGGUUUAUGGGAAAGGCAUUGAUUGAAAAACUCCUAAGAUGUACAGAAGUUGCCAAAAUCUACAUGCUAGUCCGAACAAAGAAAGGGAAAUCACCAAAGGCGCGAUUGGAGGACAUGUUUGCUAAUCCGCUCUUCGCCAAAGUAAUCGAACUCCGUGGGCUCAACACAUUGCUGGCACAAUGCGUGGUGAUUCCGGGCGACGUCACCGAACCCGAGCUCGGCAUUUCGGUGGAGGACAGGAAGCGGAUCGUCGAGAAUGUGUCCAUCAUCUAUCACUGUGCGGCGACGAUCCGCUUCGAUGAAGCCCUCAAGAAGGCAGUUUUGCUCAAUACCCGAGGCACGAAGUUAAUGGUGGAAUUAGCGAAACAGUGUAAAAAAUUGGAAAUGUUUGGGCAUGUAUCGACGUCAUAUUGUCACCUGAAUGAGAAAUUACUGAUGGAAAAACCAUACCCACCGCCGGCCGAUCCACAUAAAGUAAUUAAAGCCGUGGAAUGGCUGGAGGACGAUAUCGUUGAUGGUAUCACGAAGAAAAUCCUUGGCGAGUGCCCCAACACUUACGCUUAUACCAAAGCCCUGGGCGAAGCUGUUGUCGUUGAAGCGAUGAAAGACAUUCCCGUCGUGAUCUUCCGCCCCUCAAUCGUGGUCCCAACAUGGCGGGAGCCAAUCUCUGGAUGGACGGACAACAUCAACGGACCGGUCGGUCUUUUGAUUGGUGCUGGAAAGGGCGUCAUUCGUUCGAUGUACUGUAACUCCACUGGCUACGGCGAUUACCUUCCGGUCGAUUUCGGCGUAAGUGCCAUCUGUGUCGGUACCUGGAACUUCAUCGGGCGGAAAGAUUUCUCGCGAAACAUUUUUCAUUUAGUGAGCUCACAGGAGAUUAGAAUAUCGUGGGAAGGCAUCAUAGACCUAGGCAAGUCCAUCGUAGCCGAGCGAGUGCCACUAAACGGUGUCUUUUGGUACCCGGGUGGCAAUAUGAAGAAAUACAGAUGGCAACACAACCUGGCGGCUCUCUUCUUCCAUUGGAUUCCGGCGGUGUUAAUAGACUGCCUGCUGUACGUUCUAGGAUAUAAACCAGUACUUUGUCGUGUGCACCGAAGGAUCGCCAAUGGAUUUGAAGUGUUUGAAUACUACGCCAACAAUCAAUGGGACUUUGACAAUGCCGGUAUAAACCACCUGAGAGAUCAAAUUAACGAGGCAGAGAAGGCUAAAUUUAAAAUCGACGCUGGAGGAGUCGAAAUCAACGAGUACUUCGAAAAUUGCAUCUGGGGAGCUAGGAGAUUCAUUCUCAAAGAAACGGAUGACUCAGUACCGGCAGCUAAGCGGCACAUGAGAGUGAUGUGGUUCGUGGACAAGAUUUGCAAGACAAUCAUUUACGGCGCUUUCUUCUACUACUUUGGUAUGUGGUUGUACAACAAAGUGUUUGCGGCUGCAGUCUAGUACCGGAAAAUACAUUUCAAUUAGGUUAGCUUUAAAUUGUGUGCAUAUUGUAGUAUAAUUCCGCCGUGUACACCUACAAUUCUUAAAUGACAAUUUUUUUCAUAAAGGUGAAUGUUAACCUCUAUGUUCUCUUUCAAAUGGUAUAUACUAUUUUUGUUUCGAAUUAGGAAGAUGAUUAAAUAUUAACGAUAACGCACAUCGAUUAGCGUAUCUCGAAUCAA